Messenger RNA from Macadamia integrifolia, 3345 nucleotides. Its product is annotated as MDIS1-interacting receptor like kinase 2-like. The transcript has 2 exons. NCBI's taxonomy places the organism in Eukaryota, Viridiplantae, Streptophyta, Magnoliopsida, Proteales, Proteaceae. The record is from RefSeq and is a predicted model, not a curated record. Gene Ontology annotation, biological process: protein phosphorylation. Gene Ontology annotation, molecular function: protein kinase activity; protein binding; ATP binding. The coding region runs from base 12 to 3281 and encodes 1089 amino acids.
UAGGCGAAACCAUGUCUGCACCGUCACCCUUAGUAAGAGAGAAACUACUCUGCCUCGUCCUCCUCUUAUUGGUCCUGUUUCCCAUUUCCAUUGCUUCUUCUUCUUCAUUCAGAGUUGCCUCUUCUCCUUCCCCUUCCAAUUAUGGUUUUCAACGAGAAGCAAUGGAGGCUCUCAUUCAAUGGAAGGCCAGCCUUCUUCGUCACCAUGUUCAUAACAAUUCCCUACUACUACUUCCUUCAUGGAUGAUGAAGGCAAACGGAAGCAUCAACGAUCCAUGCAAGUGGGAGGGCAUUACUUGCAAUGAGGCAGGAGGACUCAUCACCAUAAUAAACCUCUCGAGUAUGGAUUUACAAGGUACGCUUCAUGACUUCAACUUCUCAUCCUUCCCUAACCUCCUACGUCUUGAUCUCCAUCACAACUCACUUUUUGGACCCAUCCCACCAGCCGUUUCCAAUCUUUCCCAACUCACCCACCUCAAUCUCUCCAUCAAUCACUUCUCUGGGAACAUCCCGUCUGAGAUUUCCCUAUUGAUGACUCUUAGUGAGCUUGACUUGCACUACAAUAAUCUCACCGGCUCAAUCCCUACAGCUAUAGGCAAUAUGAAGAACCUGACAAUUCUUCAUUUCGGUGAAAAUCAACUUUCUGGUCCCAUUCCUUUGGGAAUUGGUAACCUUCGUAGCCUCACUGUGCUGAAUGUGUCAAUGAAUUACUUCUUAAAUGGUUCUAUCCCUUCCACCAUUGGAAAUUUGAGCAAGCUGAAAUCCAUUUAUCUUUAUAAAAAUUCACUCUCUGGUUCCAUUCCUAUGGAAAUUGGAAACAUGACCAAUCUUUAUGAGCUAUUUCUGUCGAAUAACCUUCUGACAGGUAGACCUCCAGAAAUUGGAAACUUAAGAUCUCUUACACUACUUGGUUUGGCCAACAAUAGUCUCAAUGGUUCAAUUCCAGCUUCUUUGGGAAAUUUGAGCAAGCUGAAAUUCUUUUACCUUGAUAGAAAUUCACUCUCUGGUUCCAUUCCUAUGGAAAUCGGGAAUAUGACCAAUCUUUAUAAGUUAUUUUUCUGGAAUAAUCUCCUGACAGGUUCUAUCCCUCCUGAAAUUGGAAACUUGAGAUCUCUUACUCUACUUGAUUUGAGCAACAAUAGUCUCAAUGGUUCAAUUCCAGCUUCUUUGGGAAAUUUGAGCAAUCUAGUUAAUAUCUCCCUCCAUCACAAUCAAUUGUCCGGUCAACUACCUCAGGAAAUCAGUAAUUUUACAAAAUUAGAGAGGCUGGACAUUGCAUAUAAUCAUUUUUGUGGGUAUUUACCACAACAUAUAUGCAAAGUUACAUCACUCAUACACUUUUCCGGAGCUUAUAACUAUUUCACAGGUCCAAUUCCCAAAAGCAUGAGAAAUUGCAGAAGCCUAACAAGACUCCGUCUUGACAAUAACCAUCUCACAGGGAACAUAUCAGAAGUCUUCGGUGUUUACCCGAAUUUAACUUAUAUCGAUUUGAGCCACAAUCAAUUGUAUGGUGAGGUUUCAAAGAAUUGGGCAAAGUGCCUAAAAUUAACAAGCCUAAAAAUCUCAGGAAACAAGAUUUCCGGUCGAAUACCACCUGAGCUUGGAAACUCAACUCAAUUGCAAGGGCUUGAGUUUUCUUCAAAUCUCUCGGUAGGCCAGAUUCCAAAAGAAAUGGGGAGGCUUAGCUCUUUACUGAUGCUAAAGUUGAAUGAUAACCAACUCUCUGGCACCCUACCUGAGGAUGUGGGAUUGUUCUCUCAACUUCUACAGCUUGACCUCUCAAUGAACAAUCUAAAUGGAUCUCUUCCAAAUCAACUAGGGGAAUGCAGGAAUCUUAUUUACUUGAAUUUGAGCAAGAAUAAAUUCAGUGGAAGCAUUCCAGAUGAAAUUGGUAAUUUAGUUGCCCUACAGAUGCUACUGGACCUUAGUGGAAACUUGUUCACAGGAGAAAUCCCUCCAGAACUUGGAAGCUUGGAUAAGCUUACAAAUUUGAAUCUCUCUCAUAACAAGCUAUUCGGUUCCAUUCCAUCUACUUUCUCUGACAUGCUUAGUUUGAUAACCAUUGAUGUAUCUUACAAUGAGUUAGAGGGUCCUCUACCUAAUAAUCUAGCCUUUCAGAAUGCUACAAUAGAAGCUUUCAAUCAUAACAAAGGCUUGUGUGGCAAUGCUACAGGUUUGCAACUUUGCAUUUCUUCAUCAACCAGAAAGCAAACCCUAAAAGAAAGCCACAAAUCCUUGAUUCUUAUCCUAUCUCUUGUAGCAGUAUUGCUUUUUCUCCUACUUGCAUUCCUUGGGACUUUUUUAUUUUUUCGUCAAAGAAUGAAAAGCAUAGAGGAGGAAACAAGUGCAAACCAACAACAUGGAUUAGAUGUGUUUACAAUAUGGAACUAUGAUGGGAGGAUAGCAUACCAAGACAUCAUUGAAGCAACUGAGCAUUUUGACCCCAAAUAUUGCAUCGGCAUGGGAAGACAUGGAAGUGUUUAUAAAGCAGAGUUGUCAUCAGGUCAAUUGGUAGCUGUUAAGAAGUUCACCUCUUCUUCAGAUGAAGAUGAGAUUUCUGAUCAAGAAACUUUCAGAAAUGAAAUUCGUAUGAUGACUGAAGUGAGGCAUCGAAACAUUGUGAAAUUUUAUGGUUUUUGUUCUCAUGUGCGGCACUCAUUUUUGGUUUAUGAAUAUGUGGAGAGAGGAAGUUUGGCUAAGAUCCUAAGCAUAGAAGAAGAAGCUGUAGAAUUGGAUUGGACUAAAAGGUUUAAUAUUGUUAAAGGUGUAGUUGAAGCUCUGUCUUACUUGCACCAUGAUUGCUCACCCCCAAUAAUUCAUCGAGACAUAUCGAGCAAAAAUAUAUUGUUGGAUUCAGACUUUGAGCCUCAUGUCUCGGACUUUGGCAUUAGUAGACUUUCGAAAUCUGAUUCAUCCCAUUGGACAUCUCUUGCGGGAACAUAUGGAUAUUUUGCACCAGAGCUUGCUUACACAAUGAGGGUGACCGAAAAAUGUGAUGUUUAUAGCUUUGGCAUAGUAACACUGGAAGUAAUAAUGGGAAAGCAUCCCAGAGAACUUGUCUCUACUUUGCCAUCAUUAUCCUUUUCACCAUUGCCAUCUAUUGAGCAAAACUUAUGGUUGAAGGAUAUAGUUGACCAGCGCAUCUCACCUCCCACAAAUCAAGUUGCUGAGAAAUUGGUUUCGCUUAUGAAGCUGACAUUUUCUUGUUUGCAUAAAAAUCCACAAUCUCGGCCAACCAUGCAACAAGUGUCUCAAAAGCUAUCAAUUUGCAAUGUUUCCUAAAAAAAUUCCAGAAAAUAACAUUCGGAGCAAUUGUUGAAUCAUAAGGCAAGAUUUUAAUCCACCA